Molecule: messenger RNA, 588 nt
Organism: Aspergillus tanneri
Lineage: Eukaryota; Fungi; Ascomycota; Eurotiomycetes; Eurotiales; Aspergillaceae
Exons: 1
Coding region: 1-588 (195 amino acids)
Source: RefSeq, a predicted model, not a curated record
AUGCGUCAGGACCUUGAUGCGUUAGACGUACACGCACUCGAAUGGCCGCGGGUAAUGGCCGCGUAUGCCGUCGGCAACGAGGUCUAUCUUGCGUCGUCCGCGAGGGGUCCGCCCCUUAUCUACAAAACCCCGUCCACUCAUGGCGGCCGUGGAGGGACACGGGAAGGCCUCCCUCCAGAUCUUGAACGUGCUCUCAGCGCCUGUAGCCAACGCACUCUCGUGAGCGCACAGCACAAAAAUGAUGCUAGUUGCGGGGAGAUGAAUAUCUUCCUUAUGUACCAUGAGAGGGAGCGUCCGGCUCUCCCUAAGGGGGGUAAAAUGGUGGCGUGGAGUGUAACUCCAGACAUUAAUGGUAAAAUUAUGGACGAAAAGAUUGUGGACCCGUGCUGGGGUGAUUCCCUAACCGAAUAUGGUUGUCAGGAAGUCAUGGGAGAGCUGCGGCAAGGGAUUAGUGUUCUCGCUGGCAAUACAAGGCCCGAGGCCUAUAACCCGAACAGUAUUCAAGCAAUGGAGUGGCAGCCACUUUUUUAUAGUGAAUCUACCAGAGGGAAAAGCCCUGACGACGUUUACUCUGAGUACUGUGAAUAG